AUGCCAAUGCCGCCAAAAAAAAAUCCCCUAAACUCGCUCAGCCGAUCCCCUUUUUUUUGCAGCCCCAUCGCGCACCAUCCCUGUCUCGAGUUUGACGGGGCUAUGGUUCAGGAAAGCCAAGACUCCAGCGAAACCGUUUCAACCGCACAACCACCCCGAUGCACAGGAGCCAGGAACCUUGGUGGAAAAGUGGCCGUGAACCCCAGCCUUCCCUGGCGCAAGCACUCACCAGAAACAACGCCGAACACCAAAUUUUACAGACCAAUCAGAUCGCGCGCCACUCGCAGCCUCGACCACUAUAAAAGCUGCUCUUUUUCCUCCCCAAAAUUUUCCGCAAAAGUGCAUUUUCCGCUGGUCUCUUUAUGCCAUGCCCGGCGCAAAUUCCAGAGGCCGUUUUUCAGUGCGCACUUAUUAAUAGUGCUGCUGCAGGCUUCCCUCGCUGUCACCCUGCGCACCGUCACUACAAAGGGGGCUGUAACAUACAUUUCCCCCAUGUGA
Molecule: messenger RNA, 498 nt
Organism: Australozyma saopauloensis
Lineage: Eukaryota; Fungi; Ascomycota; Pichiomycetes; Serinales; Metschnikowiaceae
Exons: 1
Coding region: 1-498 (165 amino acids)
Source: RefSeq, a predicted model, not a curated record